GAUAAGUAGCCUAUUUAAAACUUUUAAGCGAUAGUAGGGAACUCACUGUUCAUAAACUUGGCAAAUUCUGUAACCCGACAACUAACGUUGUUUUGCAAGGACGCAGUUGUGUUUUUAUGUUUUUCCAAGGAAAGGACAGGAUACAUUUCGCAUCCAUUCGAACCACUACAAGGCAAGCAACAACUUCCAACAAAGUUUACUUUGACAUUUCUGGAGAUUCUGCAUGCAGGAGCUCCUGUGAGGUUUCUCUCUACUGACUGACUGUGAGGUGGAAGAAGAGUUGUCCUCGUGAAGAACCAGGAGGAAGGGAAGGCCGGCCAGUGAUCACGUCCUGUCCUUUUCUGGAGAAGCUGUAGGCCAGUACUACUACAGUACUACUACAGUACUACUACAAUACUCUGAUGGCAGACAGACCCAUUCUACCCCUGUUGCUUCUGGCAUUCUGCUGCUCAGCAUUUGCAGGCCCGUUGUCUCGUAGCCCGUGUGAGCUGCUGCCAGUAGGCGUAGGCCACCCAGUGCAGGCCCUGCUGAAGAGUUUCACGGCCCUAUCAGGCUGUGCCUCCCGCGGCACCACAGGACUACCUCAAGAGGUCCACAUCAUCAACCUGAGGGGCCGUGGCCCUCAGGGGCCAGACGACAAGACUGCAGAGGUGGAGCUGCACCUAAAGCCCAUCCAGUCCCUACUGGUGCACCAGAAGCCCCUGGUGUUCGUGCUAAACUCCCCCCAGCCUGUGGUGUGGGACAUCAGGACAGAGAAACUAGCCCUGGGCAUCAAGCACACCUUCCAUGUAUCUGAGGGAUCUGAUGUCCACUUCCCUCCAGGGAACUUCUCCCUCCACUGUCAGGUUCAGAAGGAGGUGCUUCCCCAUGGCAACGAGCACCUCCUCAACUGGGCCACCAAGAAGUACAGAGCCGUCACCUCCUUCUCCGAACUCAAGAUCGCCCUGGACAUCUACAUUAAAGUGGGAGAAGACCCAGUGUUCUCAGAUACCUGUAAGAUCGACAACAAGUUCCUGUCUCUGAACUACUUAGCUGGCUAUGUGGAGCCCCAGCCCUCUAAAGGCUGUGUCCUGUCUGGGCCAGACCAGGACCAAGAGGUCCACAUCAUCGAGCUGCAAGCACCCAACUCCAGCAGUGCGUUCCAAGUGGAUGUGAUCGUGGAUCUGAGACCACUGGAGGCAGAUGUUCCAUUGUAUCGUGACAUUGUGCUGCUGCUAAAGUGUGAGAAGUCUGUCAACUGGGUCAUCAAGGCUCACGGCGUCAUCGGCAAACUGGACGUGGUGACGCCAGAUACCAUCAGUCUGAGCCCCAACACAGAGAGGCGGAUGGAAGUGUCUAAGACCCCCAAGCACCACCUCCCAUCUGGCUCUCAGGCCCUGAUCAAGUGGGCAGAGGAGCAUAGCUAUGGACCAGUCACCUCCUACACCCACACCCCUGUGGCUAACACCUUCAACCUGAGGCUCAGGGAGCCAGAUGUGCUGAAUCCCCUGGACUCCAUGUUCCUUCCUUCUAUCCUGUGGGACACCAACCCCCUCCUGUCUGGUGGUCCGGGGGGUGCUGCCUCACGCUCCAUUGGCCUGCCAUUCCCCUUCCCCCCGCCCAAGGAGCAGGGCCUGCCCUACCUAUCACUGCCCCCCUCCCUGGAGGACCAUCCCUGGCUGGGGCUGGGAGGGGAGGAGGGUGGGGAGCCUGAGGAGCAGCAGGGGACCCUCAGUGUGGGGCUCAGUGUUCAGUGUGAGGAGAACAGGAUGGUGGUCAGCAUCGACAGAGAGAGUCUGCAGGCCAGUGGUUAUGGUAAUACCAACCUGACUCUUCAAGACCCAGAAUGUAAAGCGACGGUUAACUCCACCCACUACACCCUAGAGACGCCAUUGGAGGGCUGUCAGACCACCAAGUACCCCAUGCACUCCAGCUCUAUGGUCCUCUACAUCAACUCAAUCCUGAUAAGUCAUGCUGAGCCUAAGGAUGGGAGUGGUGGUCCCCUGGAUUACGAGGAUCUAGAGUCCGGAGACGUGACCCCUGGGGAGGCAGAGGAGCUAGAGAGGCUGGAGAGGGCUGCUUUCCUUGAGCACACCACAGGCCCUGAUCACAGGUCAUCCAUUCUGUUCAACUGCACCUACAGCAAGAACCAGGACACCCUAGGAGGAUCAGGAUCAUCAGGAUCGUUUUCCCAUAUCGCCCCGGCAGCUAAGGAACCGGUCAGAACCGACGUGAUGUUCAACAUGGAGCUGUACAACACCCAACUCUUCCGCUAUCCGUCAACCCAGGCCUUCCACACCGUUUCCAAAAAUCAACAGGUCUUCGUAGAGAUUGGAGCUUUCAAAGUCGACCCAGAGCUAGGGUUCAUGAUCCAGACCUGCUUCAUCUCUGCCAAGUCCAACCCCAACAUCCCGUCUUACUACACCCUGAUUGAGAACAUCUGCCCUACGGACGACACGGUCAAGUACUACCCUCAGAGAGACCUCCCUAUCCCCCACUCCCAGACCGACAGGAAGAGGUUCAGCUUCACUUUCAACUCACCCUUCAACGAAUCGUUGCUCUUUCUGCACUGUGAAAUGUCUCUCUGCUCCAAGAGACCCCACAACAACCAGGGACGGGCUAUGUGUAUCCAACCGGAUGAGGCAUGUACAUCUGUCAACGGAGAGAUCAUCCUAGCCAUGAUGAUGAACACAAAGACUUCUACCAAGACCCUAGUGGUGGUGGAAGAACAUGACACAGAGGAAGAGGAACCAGUGCCUCCCACUCGCACGGCAUCACAAGGCCCUCCUGACCCGCCAGGAGAAACUGUUUUGUAUGUGUUGGACACGCCGACCGUGGUUGGGAUUGCCUUCGCUGCAUUUGUGAUCGGGGCCCUGUUGACCGGAGCCCUGUGGUUCAUCUAUUCUCAUACAGGUGAUACAGCUGGCCGACAGCAGGCCCAGAAGCCCCAGCCCCCAGCCUCAGAGAACAGCAGUGCGGCCCACAGUAUUGGCAGCACACAAAGCACGCCCUGUUCCAGCAGCAGCACAGCGUAGCCUAGGGGCCAGGGCCAGGCCAGGGCUAGCGGAGAAGGAGAGCCCCCCACCCCUCUGCAGGGCCACAGGAAGGGCCACACAGGUCACAGGGAACUGGGUUUGCUAACAUUUGUUUCCCCUCUGGAUGAAAGGAAGUUUUUUUUUUUUUUUUUGUGAAAACAAA
Coregonus clupeaformis (lake whitefish) is the source of this 3177-nucleotide messenger RNA. RefSeq names its product transforming growth factor beta receptor type 3. The record is from RefSeq and is a predicted model, not a curated record. The transcript has 17 exons. Lineage: Eukaryota; Metazoa; Chordata; Actinopteri; Salmoniformes; Salmonidae. Bases 402 to 3014 code for a protein of 870 amino acids.